AUGGCGCGUCCACGCAAGGACGUCAAGUUCCAACACCAGGUGCGGAGUGCCAGCAACAACCGCAUCCGCCGCCCCUCGCAGAGCCAGUCCGAGUUUGACAAUGAGCCCGCCAGUCCGACUGUAAAUGGCCACACGCCUGCCCCAAUCACCGAAUUGCCCCAGUCGGAAUAUGAAAAGAAAAAGGCAAACUUCAUUACGCGAACCAUAUGGACGCUGGUCAUGAUCGCAGGCUUCUUCUGGGCCCUGGGCGCCGGCCAUCUCUUCAUUAUCAUCAUUAUUACAGCCGUGCAGAUAAUCUCUUUCAAAGAGGUCAUUGCGAUCGCCAAUGUGCCUAGCAAGGCCCGUAGCCUUCGCUUCACCAAGUCGCUCAACUGGUACUUUCUCGGGACCGCCAUGUACUUCCUGUACGGCGAAAGCGUCAUCUACUACUUCAAGCAUAUCCUCAUGGUCCCCCACAAGAAUGCGAAUCGAGUUGGGCUAAUCUCACUAGGCUUCGUCUUCUUCGUCACCACACUGCAAAAAGGCCACUACAAGUUCCAAUUCACUCAGUUUGCAUGGACCCACAUGGCUCUCUUCCUCAUUGUGGGCCAGGCGCAUUUUGUCAUCAACAACAUCUUUGAGGGCUUCAUCUGGUUCAUCCUACCCGCCUCCAUGGUCAUCACAAAUGAUAUUUUUGCCUACCUCUGUGGAAUCACGUUUGGGCGCACGCCUUUGAUUCAAAUCUCGCCCAAGAAGACAUGGGAAGGCUUUCUGGGCGCAUGGUUCUUCACCAUUCUCUGGGGACUUGGGCUCACCCACUUCCUCGCCAAGUACAAAUACUUCAUUUGCCCUGUCAAUGAUCUCGGUGCGAACAUCUACUCUGGCCUUGAGUGCAAACCAAACCCAGUUUUUAUUGAGCGCAACUACUCGAUUCCAUUUUUUCCAGAAGGUCUACCAUUGCCACGCACUUUCGACAUUAUGCCAGUCCAAUUCCACGUCUUGAUUCUGGCCACCUUCGCUUCGUUGGUAGCACCCUUUGGCGGUUUCUUUGCCUCUGGCCUCAAGCGCACAUUCAAGAUCAAGGACUUUGGUGAUUCCAUUCCUGGACACGGUGGUAUGACUGACCGGUUCGAUUGUCAAUUCAUCAUGGGAUCAAUUGCUUUCUUCUAUUAUUCGAGCUUUAUCGCGGUAAACCACACGACAGUCGGUGGUCUCAUUGAGGCUGCCGUCACAGGCCUUACGUACGAAGAGCAGAUGGAGGUCGUUCGCAUCCUGAGCAAGCAUCUUGUCAAUCAAGAGGUCAUUUCGCCAAAGAUUCUCGAGUUGCUUUCCACACAGGUGAUCAGGAGGUGA
This is a messenger RNA of Plenodomus lingam JN3, 1332 nucleotides long. NCBI's taxonomy places the organism in Eukaryota, Fungi, Ascomycota, Dothideomycetes, Pleosporales, Leptosphaeriaceae. The record is from RefSeq and is a predicted model, not a curated record.